AAUUGUAAGGUUAUGUUACAUACAUACAAACAAAUGUUAGAUUGCUAAACGAUAUUGUUUUAAUUUUGAAGUUGCGUAAUAUCCUAUUACACAUAUUUGUAGUGCGACGUGAUAUAAUGCAGGUGACAAUGCCAUUGUUCUCUUCAUUUAAAAGCUACGUUUCAGAAUAUUGUCCGCCAGAACACUUGAAAUAUUAUCGCCAAUCUGAUACUCGGUCGAUUCUGGUCUGGUCAGGCGUCGUCAUGUUCUCCCGAUUCACUGCAUUGGUCCUGCUUGCCAGUUUCCUGGUCUUGUUCACUGCCAUUUCCACUUUUCCAUUUGAACCUGAAGAAAUGGAUGCAGAAAUUGGAGAAAAUUUGUGGUCUGAGCACCCUCUUGUCCGACAAAGACGCCAUUACGGAUACUACGGACCUUACUAUAUGCAAGGUUGUUGCGGUCGAAUAUGCAGACGAUGCUAAAUGCAGUCUCGCUGAAACUUUAGAUAUAAAUAUAUCCAAUUAUUCUCAGCUUUAUAUUUUUUUGCAAUAAAUGUCUCGUAACUUGA
Molecule: messenger RNA, 544 nt
Organism: Folsomia candida
Lineage: Eukaryota; Metazoa; Arthropoda; Collembola; Entomobryomorpha; Isotomidae
Exons: 2
Coding region: 117-458 (113 amino acids)
Source: RefSeq, a predicted model, not a curated record